GAACAAAAUAAUAUCAUCAACGAACAUGCGAAGAGCAAUGACCGAGGCAGCUGUACUACUGAGAAAGAUAUGCAUUAACAUAAUGUAUCCCGAUGUGCCACCUAUACAUAAGGAAUGCCAUACUACAGCUACACCGAUCGUUCCUAAAUAUUUUUCUUGGUCAGUCAAGCGCUGGUUUAAGACCACUCAACAUUGAAGUUAUUUAUUUUCUUUACCCUGAUGUUGUUCGUUUUUUGUUUAGAACGUUAGUAGGUUUAGACGACGAUGUUUCACUUGAUAGCACCACAGCCAUUUUAUCAUUUUUCUUGGAAUCCCAUUUUUCCGAUGACAACUUUUUGAUCGCUUAUACACGUGAUAUAAACGAAAUUUUCGUAAAUGUUUUCGUUGAUUUAGUCUUGUAUAACGAAGUGUCGGGAAAUUUUGCAGCACGUGUCAUUUCAUCGCUUUGUACUAAUGAGAAGAUUCCCGGAAUUAUUGUAGAAAUUGUCGACUAUAUUCAGGUUCAUUUUCACAAGAUGCUCAAAAAUAUUUUUCGAAAUAUCACCACCUUAUUAAAAGGCCUAUAUCUCCGAUAUACUACCUUAGACGUCCAGAUUGCUGUUUGUGAUAAGUAUCGUAUUCUCGUUGAUGAAGGUUUUCAGAAAAUUAUUAGAUAUUUAAGUGCACAAAGUAAUAAUUAUCGUACUUUGUUUUUAAUGUUACAAAUCAAUAUUGUGAGUAUGGACCAAUGCUUUGGGUUAGAACUUUUUAAAAAGAGUCGAUUUACUUAUGAAGAACGGAUGGGUGUGCAAAAUUACAUUCCUUAUCUAUUAAAGAGUGUACCUAUUGGUUCCUUAAACAAUGUGAUAAAGAUAAUACUAAAUAGUGAGGUACCUAUUGGGUUUAAAUCUCUUUGUCUAUCAAAUAGUAUUGCUAGGUUUUUAAGAAUUUCUAGUGAUGAUAUUAAUGUGGUCUCUUCUAUUUGUGAUACCUUAGUUGUAAGUCUACUGAAUAGUUUUCAGUUGAAUUGUCAAUAUUCUAACAGUAUUUGUAGUAACUUAGUUUUAUACUUACUUCAAAAGUUAAAGAAAAUUCGUGUAAAUCCGUUACUUAUUUCUUUUGUUCGGGGACAGUACCAAAAAAUUAAUAUUAACAACGUGUAUGUAACGUCGGUAGUUGCAGCGUUGUUAAGUAAAGAUUUAAAUUUAUUAGAUUGCGACAAACAAUUUAUAAAAAGCGUAAUUAAAUCGAUUAAGGAUUCUUUUAUUUUUGAAGUUGUUGAAAAAGACUUCUACCUUGCGUCGACGAUAAUUUACUAUUUUAAAUGUGCAGACAAGACUGACAAAUUAACUUUACUCAUAAUCGUUUUUCGUUUCUUAUUUGAAGAAGAAACAUGCGACGAGGCAUUGAAAUUUGUAUCUCUAGCUUUUAAUAUACGAAAAACUAGUCUUUUGCCUAGUACAAGAAACCUAUUAAAUAAAGACAAACUGUUAAUGUACUUAAGUAACUACGAGGUUGCUAAAUUCUAUGUGCAGUUACUUAUCUAUUUACGUACAAUUAAUGAUCAUGGUGAUAAAAAAGAUGGUGCCUUUAAUGUUAUAGAUGUUAGUUAUGUAUUUUUGUAUAAGAAAUUUCUAAAGAAAAUCAUAAAAAAAGAAUUAAAAGAUCAAGAUCGUGUAUUGGAGAUGAGUUGA
Molecule: messenger RNA, 1673 nt
Organism: Agrilus planipennis (emerald ash borer)
Lineage: Eukaryota; Metazoa; Arthropoda; Insecta; Coleoptera; Buprestidae
Exons: 2
Coding region: 93-1673 (526 amino acids)
Source: RefSeq, a predicted model, not a curated record